UAAAGUUGACUAUUUCAUUUUCCAGAGGUCUUAAAUAGAGCAAUAAAUGUCCAAUUUGCCAUAAACCUGUUUCGGUUUGGUGGGACAAGCUGGAAAAAAAUGGCAGCUUAUGUAAAUCAGUCCUUCAUUAUCAGCCGCCUAGUAUUACUAACCUUCCUAAAAGUCAAAUAAUAACAAACACAGCAAACAAAUGUCGUUCAUCACGAUGCUGCAAGAAAAUUCCUAAGAUGCUCUGUUUUCUUCACAUAAGCAAUAAGCAGCAGCCAUGGCCUUCCAUGAUCGAAAGAUGAUCUUUGAAUCUCUUGAUAAUUCUUCUGGUAAAACUUGUAGCAGUUAUUAUUGCAACUCAAAAGAGAAUCCUUCUGGAAUUUGUCCAAUUUCAUGUCUAUAUAUUUGCUACCCAAUUUGUACUUUUCCCCUGUUUUCUGAAAUUCAACCACCGUUGCCACCAAACUUUUUCACCCCCAAAGUUCCUCUUCCUCAAUCUCCACAUAAACCCAUUAUUUCUAUAUUCUUGAUUAUUCUAUUUUCUGUGUUGGCCACUUCUUUCUUCCUUUUUUGUUGCUUCGUCGUUUACAGAAUCUGGAAGGCAAGAAUUUUGUCGCGACCGCAGCAGCGAGUUGAAGAAGAAGAAGAAGAGGAGUUUAGUGAUAUUUUUGAUGAAGAUAUUCAUGGACCUAUGGUGGAUCAUCCUAUAUGGUAUAUUAGAACAGUGGGUCUUCAGCCAUCAAUCAUCAGCGCCAUCACCAUUUGCAAAUAUAAAGCAGGGGAAGGAAUAAUUGACGGAACAGAGUGCUCUGUUUGCUUGAGUGAGUUUCAAGAAGAUGAAACUCUUAGGAUUUUGCCCAAGUGUAACCAUGCUUUUCACAUACCUUGUAUUGACACUUGGCUUAGAUCACACACCAAUUGUCCUAUGUGCCGUGCCGGUAUUGUCAUCGCCCCAGCCGCUACCCAAUCGUCACCAGAGCAGAAUUCAGGGCCGAGACAUGAAGAAGCUCACGUCGGAAUUUCAGAGAAUGUCCCGGAAUUAACCCUUGACAUCGAAAAUGAAGGUGAGUCAUUGGAACUAUGUACAAUGGAUAUCAGUGGAAACUCCAAGGAAGAUGUGGGGAAUGGUACUAAUGAAGGAAUGUUAAGUGAAUUGUGUGCAUCAAGAAGAUCAGCAUCAUUGGAAUCUUUAUCUACAGCUUCAAUAUUAACUUGUGCUUCAGGAUCACAGAGCACUUUUGAUGGUAAUGAGAUCUCAGCAAGAAUGAAAAAUCUUUGUGUGGACAGAGUAAUGCAAGAACAGAGAAUGAUAAGAAGAAGCCAGAGUGCUGUUCUUCUUCGGUGAAGCGGCCAGAAGCCACAAGCAGUCGCGGUCGAAGCUUGGGUCUGGCCGAUAGCAGUAAGCUUGACUACAGCUAAGCGCUUGCCAACUUAAUUUCAUCUCUUUCUUUUUGCCUUUUCUUAGAUAAUCUUCAAAGUGAUGAGACAUGAAAAUUCCAAAUGUCUCAAGAACUCUUAUAAAGAUAAGAGUUUUCCCUUUCCCUUCCCCCACUCUCCUCCCUUUGAAAAUCAAAGUUAAUACUUCAAAAAAAAAAAGUGAAAAGAAACAGAAUUGUAUCUAUUGCUUUACAAUGUAUGAGAUACUGAAUACUAGUUGUAAUAAGUGUAGUAGUAUAAAAAAUUUGAUGAGGCUGAUGAGAAAUGGAGAUCAGCCAGAGGAAAAAAAAUUGCUCUUAUAUUUGUCAAUGCCAAAGGCUUCUGGCAAAUUUUCUGUUUGUACAAAGUAUAAUUGCGUCCUUUCUUCUUACUAUUUUUUUUUUUGCUUUUUUCCCCCUGGCUUACAAGUUUUGUGUUCUCUUAUUUCGAAUGAAUGCCAAAUUAUUCGCAUGAAGCUAACGUUUGACCAUAAUUCUUAAAUAUUUUUGGCAAAUCAAUUUUGGUUGAAAUUACAGUGGAACCCUAAAAUUGGCAUACAAAUUGGGUUAUUUGAUUAUUAAAAGGUC
This is a messenger RNA of Solanum dulcamara, 1991 nucleotides long. RefSeq names its product RING-H2 finger protein ATL54-like. Gene Ontology annotation, biological process: protein ubiquitination. Lineage: Eukaryota; Viridiplantae; Streptophyta; Magnoliopsida; Solanales; Solanaceae. The record is from RefSeq and is a predicted model, not a curated record. The transcript has 2 exons. The coding region runs from base 266 to 1333 and encodes 355 amino acids.